GCGUAGAGGAUCUGCUGCUGGCAGCGGCAGCAUUCGCCUGCGCAGCGGAGAGCGGCGUGCGCUUGCGCAGAAAAUUGAAGCCGCUUCGGCAGCGUUGGGGAGCAUGCAUAAACUUAAAUCAACUCAGAAGGACAAAGUCCGCCAGUUCAUGUCAUGCACCCAGACUAGCGAGAAAACUGCUAUCUACUGCCUGACACAGAAUGAAUGGAAACUAGACGAGGCUACAGACAGUUUCUUCCAAAACCCAGAGGCCUUCCACCGAGAGUCUAUGAAGAGCACUGUGGACCAGAAGAAGCUGGAGCAGCUGUAUGGCAGGUACAAAGAUCCACAGGAUGAAAACAAAAUCGGAGUCGAUGGGAUUCAGCAGUUCUGUGAUGACUUGAACCUGGACCCUGCCAGUAUUAGUGUUUUGGUCAUAGCAUGGAAGUUCAGGGCUGCCACUCAAUGUGAAUUUAGCAAAAAGGAAUUUGUGGAUGGCAUGGCAGAGCUUGGGUGUGACAGCACAGAGAAACUAAAAUCUCUUCUUCCUAAGCUGGAGCAAGAGCUUAAGGACCCGGCGAAGUUUAAGGACUUUUACCAGUUUACCUUCACCUUCGCCAAGAACCCUGGGCAGAAGGGUCUAGAUUUAGAAAUGGCUGUUGCAUAUUGGAAGUUAGUAUUGUCUGGAAGGUUUAAAUUUUUAGAUCUUUGGAACACAUUUCUACUGGAACAUCACAAAAGAUCAAUUCCAAGGGAUACUUGGAACCUUCUCCUAGAUUUUGGAAACAUGAUUGCAGAUGAUUUGUCUAACUACGAUGAAGAAGGAGCCUGGCCUGUCCUUAUUGAUGACUUUGUAGAGUAUGCACGACCAGUGGUCACAGGCCUGGAUGCUGCCUCCUGAGAAGUUUCUUAUUUUUUUAAUAUAUUUUAUUAUAUUUAAAAGGACAUUUUUCCAUGAGAAAUACUUCUUUUUGAAUGGUGAAUUAGAUUUACAAAUCAAAUGCACUGGUUCCCUUCACCUGUCUACAAUGUCUACAGUGCCCAGUGCCCAGUGUCCAGCCCUUGGAUAGCCAUAUGCAUUUGCAAGCAAAAACAUGUCAUCCAAAAGAGUCUACACCCAAAGCCUCUGUCUCAUUUGUCUGCAUCAUGGGACUGCACCAGGUCACUGUGCCGUGUCACCGUCUGCUUUUCUGGUGUUUCUCUGGUCAAGAUCCACUCAUGCACACAGGCAUGGAGGGCCUGGAUACUAUCUGCUCAUCUGAUGUCAAGCUCUGAACAUCACUGUGCUGACCCUACCUCACAUUUGCCAAGACUUGGUGUCACAAGCGUGCCUUGCUGCCCAGCCUACAACGUGGCCAUGGGGCAGAUGUGCUGGACCCACUUGAGAAUUGGGGACUGGUCAAAUGCCCACACUCAGAAAGCCUGUCCCAGAUGUGCUGUUGGGGCAGCUUCUGGUAAUGGGACAUGCCCCUGACUUAGGAAACAUUCUGAGGCAUGUACAGUCUACGGUGAGAUGGACUGAUGAUGAACAUGGAUCUCACAGAGGAGGUGGAGGAUUGGAACAGGAGGACAGUCUCCACAAAGCCAACCCUCACUGUGUGAGAUGACAUCACUAGGGACCUGUGAAUGUAGAUCUGUAAAAGGGAAAACUAGAACAUCUUUGGGAAUGUAUGUAUGAUUACAAACUGACUGAACAAAAACCUGGAAAACAAAGCGUCCUUUUAGGUCUUGUGGGUCCCUGACAUGCACUUAACCUCUAUUCAGAGAAAUUUAUAGAUACAUAUAACUAAAUUUUGAAGGCCUGCAAUAUGCUCUUAUUUUUAAGAUUUAAAAUUCUUCAGGAAGACCAGUGAUAUGAUUGAGCAGGUUAAGGCAUGUGCUGCCCAGCCUGACAACCUGAGUUCAGUCCAGGGGACCCACAAUGUGGAAGGAGAGAACAGACUGCCAUAGGUUGUCCUCUGACCUCCACACAUGUGCCAUGAAAUGCAUGUAUUCCCCCUACACACAUGUACUUAACACAAUAAACUAAACAAAUAAAUGCAACUUUAAAAUUUUAAAUUCUAUGGGAUUGUCAAUAGACUGUGAAGUACUAGUGAUUGAUAAAGGCUUUUCAGAGACUUAUGCUUUCUGUUCUAUUAUUUACACUUGAACUGUGCAUGUUACAGAAAUGCUGAAAACUUCAGAAAUAGUAAAUAAAGUAUUUUCCCUGGU
This is a messenger RNA of Phodopus roborovskii (desert hamster), 2190 nucleotides long. It is a transcript of the gene Dcun1d2, whose product is annotated as defective in cullin neddylation 1 domain containing 2. Gene Ontology annotation, cellular component: ubiquitin ligase complex. The transcript has 8 exons. NCBI's taxonomy places the organism in Eukaryota, Metazoa, Chordata, Mammalia, Rodentia, Cricetidae. Bases 104 to 880 code for a protein of 258 amino acids. Gene Ontology annotation, biological process: protein neddylation; positive regulation of ubiquitin-protein transferase activity. Gene Ontology annotation, molecular function: ubiquitin conjugating enzyme binding; ubiquitin-like protein binding; cullin family protein binding. The record is from RefSeq and is a predicted model, not a curated record.